AGGUGAUAGGGGUGGGACUUCUAACCCGUUAAGGCUGAGUACUACAUCUAAUUUUAUCGACAAAAAUAAUAAUAUGGGGUUGAACCCCUAAUUGAAAAUAUUGAAAAAUAGUGAUUUUUUCGGUAAAAAUAAUUCACAAAUGAUUUUUUUCUCACCAAAACAUUAUCAAACAUAUGAAAAAAGUAAUGAAUUAGUUAGCCAAGGUUAUUAGCUACCGUUUGUCGUUUUUUUUUUUUUUGUUUCUACGACGCAUACAACCUUUGAUAUCAAAAAAAGUACAAAAAUUAUAAAAAUAGCCAUAAUUUUUAGGGGGAGGGGAUUCGACCCCUUCGACCCCCGACUUUUGUCGAUAAAAUUAGAUGUAGUACUCAGCCUUAACGGGUUAGAAGUCUCAGCCCUAUCACAUUGUAUAUAUAAUGUAUGUAUCCGUGGAGUAUGUUUAUAUACAUACAUUUAUUUACAUGUUUAGGUAGCUGGCAGCUAGAUUGCGAGUACAUUUAUUAGAUAAGAAAGGAGAAUGGCAGAAUUCGUACAGCAUACUUUUUUGGUGUUCCCUGAUAAAAUUUGUACCACUUAUUGAGGGAACUAAACCAUUCAUUUUUUUGUAAAAAUAAUAUUUUUAGAAGCUGGGGUUUAGCAAAUAUAUCAAUUAAAAGAUUUUAGUAACGAAACGUAAUAUAAUGAAACGAAACGUAGAAGACAUGUUUAGUUAGUUGCCAUUAAUAAAAUAUCAGAAGGCUCGAAAUGAUAAAUCAAUAUUUUGAAAUAGAAAUAACAGUAAAUAUAAUUAACCAAUUACAGGUUAUACCUUAGAAUAUAUAAUUAAUGCAUAUAUAUGCAUAGAAUCUUUAUAUUUAUAGGAAUUAUUUUUGCCAUCAGUAUUUUUUUUUGUAAUGGCAAUUAUUUAUUGACAGCUUCGUAAAAUCCCUAAUCUUUCAAAGUCUGUCCAGUUUUUGCCGUUGUUUUGUUUUGGAUUGUAGUUAGUAACUUCAUCUAAACAAUUUAGCAAUUAUCUGGCCAUUUUUACGUUGAGUUGAGCAACUGCUUCUCCGUUCUCCAUCUGUUGAUACUACUUUCGCGAAAGGACGCUUUAAUAAUUGUGUUGUGUGUUACGUGUUUUAUUGAAAAUGACGAGUUUGCAAUGCAUCAAUUGCAAUGUUCGCUUGUCCCGAAGAAGAAGACACGCUUUAUCAAAUGACGGUGAAGAUAUCGUCAACACUAAUCGUCUGUGGACAUAUCUUAGAGAUCGUCAUCCUGACGAUAAAGCUUGUGUGCGGUGUUGGUUAAGAGUGAAAACUAAGGAUACUUCACCAAAUGAAGAUAUUCAACCCGUUGAACCUUAUCAGCAGGAAAGUGAUAAUUCUGAACUGAUGUGUGCUGCAUGUGGUCAAAGUCUUACUCCCGACAACACUGCUUGUUUGUUGGAGCACCAGCAGACACCUUCCAUUAAUGAAGUUUGUGAAGUUUGCUGGGGCCAAGUAUGCAAUUUGAACUUCUAUGUUCAAGAUGGUCUAUGUUGCUUCAAGCUAAAAUAAAGUCCUGCCACUCUUCUCCUGGAACUUAUUUUGUUUUCAUACUUGCAGAAACAAAUAUGAAUAGCCGGGACACAAUCAAAAGUGAUUGCUGUAAUUGUAUUGUAGGUUUAAGAACAGUGGGAUGCUGCUCACAUGUUAUGAGCAUUCUUUGGUAUUUGAGUUAUGCUUGCCAUGAGGGUAUCAGCCGACCUGCCCCUUUCUUGGAUGAAGUAAUAUUAAGAACCAAUCAAGUAAUUAUAAGAAAAUAAAGUAAAUGAAAUUCCUACAAAAACUAAGUUGUUUUAUUUACCUACACUGAAAAUUUCAUCAGCUCUUAAUCGUUAUCAAAC
This is a messenger RNA of Spodoptera frugiperda (fall armyworm), 1864 nucleotides long. RefSeq lists its product as uncharacterized. The transcript has 3 exons. The coding region runs from base 1128 to 1535 and encodes 135 amino acids. Lineage: Eukaryota; Metazoa; Arthropoda; Insecta; Lepidoptera; Noctuidae. The record is from RefSeq and is a predicted model, not a curated record.